Messenger RNA from Pieris rapae (cabbage white), 7369 nucleotides. RefSeq names its product transcriptional repressor scratch 2-like. Gene Ontology annotation, molecular function: RNA polymerase II cis-regulatory region sequence-specific DNA binding; DNA-binding transcription factor activity. The record is from RefSeq and is a predicted model, not a curated record. NCBI's taxonomy places the organism in Eukaryota, Metazoa, Arthropoda, Insecta, Lepidoptera, Pieridae. Bases 383 to 1618 code for a protein of 411 amino acids. The transcript is spliced from 2 exons. Gene Ontology annotation, biological process: regulation of transcription by RNA polymerase II.
UAAUGAAGCCAACAAUAAUGUCUGAGUAGGCAGCGCAGGGCAACGCUUCCACUGGUUGAUCGCAAGCGUGGUCGCGAGGUCGUGGCGCGUUGCUCCGAAAGUGGCGCUGCAAGUUGUCGGCGGGUAAAGUUUGUGCGGCAUAGUGCGAGGCACCCGCCUCCCGACACCCGCCACCCAUACCGAUCGAAGGCGCGGCGCGCGCACCACCCCAUGCUCAAUAUAUAUCACGUAUCGUACGGUCGACCCUCACAACGCAAGAAGAACGCGUGCGAACGCCUAUAACGCCGCUCGCCUGGGGCGCCGCUCUCUCUCUUUCUCUCUUUUUCUCUGUUCGUCUGUUUCUCGCUGAUGCGGUCGCACUGAGGCCGAUGCAGGCUCCGCCAUGCCGCGCUGCCUCAUGGCCAAGAAGUGGAAGGUGGCUCCGGCGGGGGAACUGGUUGAGUCUGAUGAGGAGAUCGACGUGGUCGGCGAGGGGCGCGGCCGGAGCCCCGCACCCGCCGCCACCGCGCCGGGCCCUUCACCUCGCGAUCCAGAACCGACGCUACUCUACAACGGUUACACAGAGGAGCAGCCUUCCACACAGUUCACCGCACAGCUUCCAAGCGAGGUGAGCCCGGCUCCCCCCGGCCCAUCUCAGCCGGCGUCUCAGCCUCUCUCCUACGCUCUUCUACAAAUCUCGACCUCCGACUCGACCGAAACUCCUUUCAUUCAGGUACAUCUCCAAUCUUCACCUGUCUCCCCUCCUCCGCCACCGGCGAGCGGCAAAUCUACAUCCUUGUGCUACACGAGCAGCGGCACCCUACUUUCACUUCCACCUAAAAAGAAGGACAUCUAUCGACCCUACUGCUUAGGAGAUCGUGCCUAUUUACAACGCCCGGAGGAAGAUCUCAACGCAGCCCAUGCCAUCCUUGAUCUUAGUCAACAUGCAGUUUUCCUUACCACGCCGCCGCGCACUGAGCCCUCGCCUCCUGAACUUCCCCCACCGCCCCCGGAACCAGAACCAGAAUCUUCACAAGAACAAUCCGAACGCCCCCGAGAAACAGUUGCCUAUACAUAUGAUGCUUUCUUCGUCAGUGAUGGUCGAUCGAAGCGAAGAAAUUUUGCAAAUGCUCCAGUAGAAAGUGCUCAGCAACCGACCGACCAUAAAUCUAAAUAUACAUGCAGUGAAUGCGGUAAACGUUACGCCACUUCUUCAAAUCUCUCGCGACAUAAACAGACCCACCGCAGUCUCGAUUCUGUUUCGGCAAAGCGGUGUGGAGAAUGCGGCAAGGCAUAUGUGUCUAUGCCCGCUCUGGCUAUGCAUGUGUUGACACAUCAGCUAUCACACGUAUGCGGCGUCUGCGGCAAGUUAUUUUCCCGACCGUGGUUACUGCAGGGUCAUUUGCGUUCUCACACUGGCGAGAAACCUUAUGGAUGUGCCCAUUGCGGAAAAGCGUUUGCAGAUAGAUCCAAUUUGCGCGCUCACAUGCAGACCCACUCCUCUGAUAAAAACUUCGAAUGUUCUCGAUGCCAUAAAACCUUUGCACUCAAAAGCUACCUCAACAAACAUCAAGAAUCAGCCUGUGUUCGUGAUGAUGACUCACCGUCGCCUGAUGCCCCCGCCUCAAUGACAGAAUAGGCCGGUAUCGCUAUAGUAACUAGGGACCGUCAUACCACCAUUUUGGUUUACUCGUUAACGUAAAGUAUUAAUAUGAAUUUAGUUCAUUAGCAUAAAAUAAUAUAAUAAAUUAAUAUUAAAUAGGCCUCUAAACCGGUACGUUCUAAAGGCGCCCGGCCCAUGAGUGCCGCAAUCGAGCAACGUUUCGCAAACAACGAAUAACGUACGACCCCGUAGUGACGCAAGCGUGGCAUUAGCCUGCAGCGACAGACGUCCUGUUAAAGAUUAACAUAAACAUGUAUAUAUACUUGUCGAUAAAUAUACCCGUAUAUACAUAGAAAUAAUGAAUACGAAUGAAAUUAAUAUCUUUUGUAGGUGAUUUUUACAACCGGAACGUAGGUUAGAGAGUAUCACGGUGUAAGUUUAUUAUGGGGGUGCGCGUAAGCUCGUCUGUGGAUGGAGACGGAGCACCUGGGUGCGCUACGUCGCGUCGGUGAGGAACUUACCGAAUCUUUCCGUCCGAAGCUCCGCAAACGUCGCCGCGUCCGCCCGUGUCGAUGUUACAGCGCCAACCGGCUCCAUCACUCGAACCGUCCAAACCCUACGAUUUUAUGAGAACUGCACUCAUAUCUGAUUUUACUAGUCAUUUACAGACACAGCAAAAAAAAAUGAAUUGUAAUAAAGAAUAAAUAAAUCUCCGAAAGUGUUAACAUUAAUUUAAAAGUGAUCAAAAAUCUUGCGUAGACUUGUAGCGUUAUCGUAGAAUCGUAGACAGUUGGACGGAGUUAUGUUUCUAGCUUGGCCUGUAGAUUAUGGCCGCGUCGAUCGCCCCGUCACAGUGCCUUAUCGGCGACCACGCGCCGAACCCGUCCCGCCAUCGUCGCCCUUCAAGCCCCUGUGCCUCAUUCAAAUUUAACUCGAUAUAUAAUUUAAGGAAAUAUUUCAUGAAGGGGACUUCAAACAAUUCAUAAUACGUUUUUCUUAGAUAAGCAAUUCAAUAAUAGGAAAGUAACCGUUUUAUUACCGCACACUGAUUCAAAAUCAAAAUUAUUAAAUCAAAAAAUAGCCACGGGUUAAUAAAUGAUGGGAAAUACGUAUCGGGCGAGUGGCGGGCGCAUUGAGCGACGUCGUUAUUAGGGACGGGCAGCGCCGCAUUACGCAGUGAGCAGCCUUUAGAUUGAGAGUGUGUUAUAGCAAGAAGUAAAGUGUAACUGGCAAUAACAUAACUUAGAUUAUAAUAGCUAUAGACUAGUUUAAGAGACGGGCACGAGGUGCUCGGUGAGAAAUGGGUAUUCGAAAAGCAAUAAUAAUGUAGGCACUAAAUAAGUCGCGCACCGCAGUCAAUCGACGCAGCUGACUUUAUUCUAAUCCUGUAGCAAUCUGUAGCUGUCCUAGACGGAGUGCAGCGUCGGCCUCAUGGUGCAUCUUCUAUACGUCAAUGCGUUUCUAAGCGACCAAUUUGCAAAAAAGACUAUUAGUGGUAUGCACAUAGAUUAAUCGAAGUAGAUUAGGUCGUAAAAAGGAUCAUCCGCGAGGCCGCCGCUUUUUAAUUACCUAUCAUUAAUAUUUAGGUAGUGCCUCGCAUGUCAAUUUGUUCUUAAUGAAUUUCUUUAAUCCUGUCAAUUAUGAGAUUAUCUCGGUAAAAUUACUAUGUUCCCUGGCAUGCAUCCUUCGGAUCAAAACUUCGUCAAUUCCUCGUUUUAUUAUAAUUUCUAUAGUUGGAAAUAAAUUUUAGGCGUUGUUAUUGGAUGGUUAAGUGCUUUUAAAAUAAAGUUUAAGUUGCAGUUAAAUAUAUAAAAGUACCGACCCUUAUUUUUCUAAAAACCGACUUAUUUUGUAAAAACAUUCAAGCUCUAAUGCAGUAAUAAAUUUUCUCAGCUAAAAUGGUUUAACAACAAAAUCUCGUCAUUAAUAUUCGCAUUAAGUUCAGUUACUCCUAUAGAUAAACUUAAUUAGCUAUUAAACAAAGGUUGCGCGUAAUAAGCAAUAUAUUGUAAAUCGAUAAGCAAUAUUAGGUUAGAAUAUACGUAGUUCAUAAAACGUAAGUCAUACAUGAUAUAUAUUGUUCAUAUUAAGUAGUUUUCUAGACGUUUUUGGUGCUUUGGAGUACAGUAUUGAACGAAUCUUACAUCGAAUUUUAAAAUAAUUCAGGAUUCAAUAAUUGUGAUAUUCUGUUUGAAAAUUUUGUUUACAAUGCGUUAUUAUAGGUUAUAGAUUUUAUAGUUCUCUUUUCGUUAUUUGGAUCUCGAUUAUUUUUCUUCCAUUGUUACUAUUGUCUGAGUGUGUACUCCUAUGCGUUUUCUCUUUAUUUAACAUUUUAGAUCUAGGCUACUACAUUUUUUAGCAUAAAGCAAUUUUAUCGCUUUCAAAAAAGAAUCAAAAACGAGAAAAUAUUUUGUUCAAAUAUUUAUACUAACGUUAUUGUAGUUGUAGCUAUUUUAUAAUAAGCGAUCGUUUAAAAAAAUCUAAUAUAGUGAAGGUAAAGUAAUAUAUACAAAACAUAUACUAAUAUUUAAAUGUAAAUAUUUCCAUAUGUACCAAAUUACCUUCUUUACAAUUUUUGUAGGUGUAGGUGUCAAAUAUUUGGAAUAAUAUAUUUAUGUAGUAAAAGUAGAUACUUGUAAGGUUGAGCGACUUAACAUCUUCUGCAACUGCAAAAUGAUAAUGCACACCAAAUUAAAAUUUUAUUCUAGCGCUUUACGAUUAGAUUUUAUUAAAUCUAUCUAUUUCUUUAGGUAGUUAAAUACUACAAAGAUUCCAUUUCAAAUAUUUUUUUAUUUCAAAAACUUAGUGAUAAAAAGCCGUAAAUUGUAGCAUCGCCCGAGUGGUUGUGCGGCUUUUUUAAUGCUUCACCCAAUAUCGAUUAUUUUAUAUUGACGAUAGAAAUAUACAUCGAAGCUACGUCAGAUUUUUAUGGUCUAUUUAUAGCUAUACAAUGUAUGCAACGAAAAAUAUUAUGUUCAAUAUAACUACGCCGUGAUAACAGUGUUCUCGUUCUUAUAAAUGCAUUUAAGUGAUACUAUACACUGUCCAAAAGUAAUAAACAAGCAAUAAAUAUCGAAAGCAAUGAAAAAAACGAAUAGGCUAAGGUAACUAAUAAGCAAUAUUUUAAAAAAACGAAAAGCAAUAUUGUCUAGUGUAACUUUAGUUUAGGGGGAGUGAUACAAUGAACUCAUGCAUGCAAACUUGUUGCCAUAUAAUUAGACUGCAACCAGUGAUACCCGUAGUGUUGUGUACGUCAUUCGCAAAGCAAUACUUUUCACUUUAAACGUUAGUUAAUACUAUUUAUUAUACACGAAUAUAGUGAAUAUACAUCUAGAUUAGCUUUGUAGAUUCGAAAGAGAGAACACCAAUCAAAAUAAGGAUAGAUAUUAUGUAUAACGAAUUGUGAGAAUAGCUUUUUGAUAGAUUGGCAGUAUGUUAAAUAAAAACACACAGUACAAAUAAAGUAAAGUCCGAACAAAAGACAUCUAUGAUAUAGCUAAAGAACAUACAUUGAAAAUAAUCUUAUACAAAAUUAGAAUUAAUUAUUGAUUUAUACAACUACAUAAAUCGAUAAAGACAAUAUUAGUGUGUUUUUGUUAAGCAUACGGCUCUAUUAAGAAUUAGUUUCAAAAUUUAGUAUGGAUAAAUAUAAUGGUGGUCCCGAAGUAUAAACUGCAAAUUGGAAUGGAUGACUAAAAUUUUGAUGUAUGUAAGUAGGGACCUUACAUUUCAUUCUUCAAUAUUCAGUAAGGCAAUCGCUAGUUUUAACUAUAAGUGUAAUAAAUUUCUGUACCAACAAAGAGUUAUGAAAAUACCUGUUUAAUAAUAAAACAGCAUGAAUAUUGUAACGUUAUUGAGUGAGAAUACACUUGCAGUUUAUGUCGAGACCAAAAAUGAAAAUUCCUAUUUAGUACCGAAAUACAUCCAAUAUUCUAGAUUUUAAUUGUUAUACACAAUUUAAUUUAUCCAUACUUAGGGAUUCUAUGAGAAAAAAUUCUUAUAUACCUACACAAAAUUAAAAUUAUAAAAUAAGGUAAUACGAAAGCAAUAAAGUGACAACGAUAGCUAAUAAUCGAAAUUUUACAACGAAUUGUUUGUUCAGGUUUUUAAUAAAUGAAACAAAAAUUAAAAUGUGGGACUCCACCCCCUUAUUCAAAAAAAAAGUCUAAAUUAAAACUAACCGGGUGUCCUCUUUGUUACAUUGACGACGCGGUCUUUCAGCGUUCAAUGUUGUUGACACAAGGAGACAAGAAGGUCAAACAUAUAUUUGCUUUUUAUGAAUAAGGAGGUGAACGUUUAACUUUCAGUAGAUUUCUUCAUGAAUAUUAUUUUGUUAAGUUUAACGAUUAAUGUUUAAAAGUUCAUUUUUUUUUAUCGUUUUAAAAAAACUAUGUAAAACUUAGACACUUUAGAUUUAGAGUAUUUAAUUACCAUUUUUACCACUAGUUUUAGAACGUGUCACGUGAAAUGAGUAGUGCGUGAGAGUAGUAGAUCUAGAUGCAUAUAUUUAUAAUCGUAAAGCAAAGGGGCAAUAAGAGGCAUUUUAAUGGCCUUAAUUUUUACAAACAGCACCAAUAAUCCCACAAAUUCGCCCAUAAAUCAUAAUAAAUCGACCAGUGUGAAAGUUCUACAAAUAUAAGGUUGUGUCUACUUGCAAAUGAAAAAAAGUCAAAUCAGCCAAGAGUCUAAGCCCACUAACUAAUCUAAGUAAAGUUCCAGUCGUUGCUGGCAAACCUGAAACUUCCUGCAGUUAUUGUCCUAGAUAUUAGCCAAAUCAAUUAUAAUCGUAUAGAUGUAGAAUGUCAAUUUUUUGAAUUCAAUUAAUCCUUCCUAAUAAGCAAUUACCAAAAGUACCUACAUAUUAGAAAUAACAUUGCAUGUAUUUAUUUAAGUACAUUAAAAUACAUAUAGCUUGUUGUAUAAAGUAAAAUGUGAAAUAUUAGACGAUUAAAAAGUCCUUGUAUUAUAACAUAAUAAGAAUAAGCAAACUAAUGUAACUCGAACACUACAUUUUGGAUCUUUUAAUAAAACAACAUAUUUGGAUUUUUUUAUGUAAUAAUUAUAUUUUUAAGUUGUAUGUCAAUGUGUUCACUAUGUUUGGCGAUAGUAACGAAUUUCCAACUGUGUAGCUUUCCGCUCAGCGAAGAUAUAUCGGUUUCAACAUGCAAAUUCCUAUUAAACUACGGGCAUAGAACUUCAUAAGAUGUAUUGCAGGAAAACAAUUGUAUCAGACGCACUCAGAGUCGUGUAUAACUAACGCCUCAUUUUGGCUACAUUAAAUUGAAGAAUCUUAUUAGCUUACAAAUCGAUGAACUAAAUAAAAUCUUUAAAGUUCGACGACUCUCAGUGGCGAUAAUGUUUAAACUUUUGUAAACUAGAUUAUUACGUUUAAAUAAUGUGUAGUCAUUAUAACAUACUAUCUAGGGUCCACUACGUUUUAGUUAGUUAACGUAGGUACCGUUUAAUAGUAUUUUAAUCUGUAUAAUUUCAUCACUUAUUUAUUAAGUUCGCAGGGCUUUCGAUUUCCAUUUUAACGUAAAGAUUUAAAUUUUGCACAAAUGGUUUUUACGCAAUUUUGUGAUAUCUAAAUUGAUUUAGCCUCACUGCGUUAACACAUAGGCAUGCAGAAAGUACAAAAUAGAAUUAUCAUUACAUAAUUGUUUGUAUCAUGGUUAUUAGGAACAUGUGUUGAGCACGCUUAUGUUAAUUUUACAUUUUUAGUAGUAUAUUUUUUUAAUUGCUUUAGUUCUUUAAAUACACUGUACUUAAAUAUACGUCUUUUAUUUA